AUGACGUAUUGGCAUCAGGGCAAAGCCAAGAGGUGGAAAAAAGGUGGUAGACGGAAAGAAUACCAACAGUCAUCUUUAGGGAAUUCAUUGCAACUACUUGAUAUACAGAACACCAUAGUCCCCCAAACUGGCUGGAACAUUGGAGACAAACCAGAGCAGUUGCACGAUAGCCAGGAGCUAUUUUAUGUCAAGACACUGGAAGAAAACUUGCAGCAGAAAUAUAGCCAGCUCUUCUGGGGUCUUCCUUCUUUGCACAGUGAGUCCCUAGUAGCUACUUUCCUGGUUUCCAAUAGUAGUUCUCCACUAGAAACUCGCUUUGUCUUAUUCAAUGGAAUUUGUAAUGCUUCUGUACUCAAAAUGCAGCAUCAAGGAUCUCCACCAUUCCCUCAUUUCCAUUUCCUUCCCCUAAACAAUGUAGAUCCUCAACAUUUGCCUCAAAUCAAGCCCCAAGCACAAUAUUUCACUCAGGUCCAGCCCCAGCCCCAGCCCCACUUUCAAUCCCAACUCGCAAUCCUACCAUCUUCUUCUUCAUCCCAGAUUAGGGACUGUGGAGUGUCUUUCAAUAGAUCUCAGAAUGAGUCAGACUCUAAUAUCUUGAGUGAAAAUCAACACCUGGGAUGCCAUAUGUUGCAGAUGCAACAGGAAAGUUUGCAGGGCUUAGUCCCUGUUCUCCAAAAAGCUCAAGAUGCCACUUGUCCUCAAGCUCCCAACCUUCCAUUGGUCAGCCAGUCAUCCCAUGCCUAUGUACCAGUCUCCAUCCUUCCUGGCCAUUUUCAUACCACCAAUGAACCUCAGGGGCAACUGCAGCUCUAUGCUCCGAGUAGGAUAAUCCCAUUCCAAUGCCAUCAUGCCUGUAGGAAUCUAGAGCCUCUAGAACUGAGGGCACCUCAGUGUCAAUUAACAGAAACUUCUCUGCAGAAAGACGGGUAUGCUCACUUACAACUCUCUGAGCUUCAAGGAGAAUGUAGCAAGUCACUAGGCAAGAAUGAAUUGUGUUUCCCAGGACAUUUAUGUGAGGGGGUUCCACAAAACUUUCAGCUAAGGGAGGACAUAAAGAGGAAUCUUGGGUAUAUCCUAGAGAAGAGCCCAGAAGACAGCCCACAAAGGAUCUCAGAAUGCUACCUAGUAAAGCGCCUGAGGGCUGCCUCAGAGACAAAAAGUAACUGUGUGUGUCACUCGAGUCACUUAGGAAAGAAAUUAUUAAGUGUCUCAAGGAAGGGCAUAAACUGGAAUAAAAUUAAAGCCAUUCUUAGAUUACAUUUGAGCAAGAAGUCUUCACAGAUCACUGAGGGUAGAAUCCCUAUAGGCGUGUGUCAUUCAUGGAUGGCCGAGGACAAUACAUGGCCGCCUUCUGGGAAUUCCCACACCAAUAAGAAAAUUAAAAAUUCAAAAAACACAAUGACUGGUAGAGUCUACUACCAGAUUACCACUCUAGAGCUUUCUUUUCUUGAUCCCAAUACUCGAAAAGUGCUUGAAGCCCAUAUUAUAAGGUUUCGUGUGAAUCAGAGAUGGGGCCUCCCACUAAAGGUUAUUCAAUCCAUAAAAUUAUAUACAGCAAGAGAAGGCAAAACAUGGCCUCUUCCCCAGUUUGACUUUCCCUCCUCAGCCACCCAUGUUUCUAAUGUAGUUUCUGAAGCUGAGGUUUUCAAGCCCCUUGAGGGAAGCUCCAAAACUUUUCAGGGAAACAAGCUGGGAAUAAAUUCAGUUGGUAUCCUGGAGUCUCCUCUCCCAGCUUUCCCAUAUGUAAGCUGGGAAGGACAGGGGGUCCCGAAAACAUCACAUGCUGGUAUGGAACAUAAGCUUGCAGAGAAUGUCCAGAAAACUGUGUGUGGCAUGCAGACUUUUCAGCCCCUCAGGCACCACACCAUAGACAAAGGGAGACAGAGUGAGAUUGUACUGGACAAUAGAUACAGCCCAAAGGUGCCCAGGAAGCUAGCUGGAGCUGGACAUGAGCCAAGGGAUGAGAAUGUGAGUUCCCGUGAUAGAGCAACAUUGAUUCAGGGCCAAAAGACAGUGGUAGAAAAUUUAGAAUAUUUUCCCGUCUCCAAAAUGUUCAGUGAGAUAUUAAAGGCCCAGGAGCCAUAUGCAAUUAAAUCACUAGCUUGUGACAUCUUGACAACCCAGGAGUUGGGAGUCUCCCAAAUGAUAAAUGUCAAUAUGAGUAAAGAAGAAUCUACCCUGACCACUGAGGAUCCCUCACCAAAAAUAUUAGAGCCCCAAAAUUCUAAACUAUCAAACCUGCAAAAACAGCUCCUUGCUGAGUUAAAACUUAAAUUGAAGAGCAGGGAGCAAAGCCGCAAUCAAGGCUGUCCCACUGACAUGUCCCUUACUUCAGAUAGCUUUCCUUCCCUAGCCUCACCAACUCUGCCCCGGAGCAUCUCCAGUGGGCACAUGGGAGUGUCCAAGGGGCCUCAUGUCCACUUUGAGGACAGCACAGAGCUCAGGCAGGAAUCCUGGGUCCCUAAGAAUGUCUUAUGGAAGUGCCAAGAUAUCAAUUUACCACCAGUGGCUAAGAAAGUGAUAACUUUGGAUUCCAAAGCAGGAGAAUGUAGAAGUGAGGAUUCGAGUGCAUGGACAUCUAAAGCUAGAAAGAAGAGCCACCCUGUUAAGGAUAAAGAAUUAGAGGGCCCUUUCCUGUCUUUGUCACAAAAUGAACAGUCUCCUCCUGAUAGUUACUUCAAAAAAAAGAGGAGGGAAUUUUCUCAGUGGGUCAAUUCCAAAAGAAAAAGUAAAGAGCUGGAAACUCGCCAGCAAAAAACCAACUUCGCAUCAACAUUUGCACAGGAACAUGACUUAGCUGAAAGUGAAGCUAUCUUUUUGGAUUGUGGGCUUUCUGAAGCUCAUGAGCUCAUGACAGCCAUUGGGAAGUUCCUAGAGGAAAAAUUGCCAAAUAGUCAUGAACUUCAGGCCUUUCAUUUACGUCAAAAGAAGUAG
Messenger RNA from Myotis brandtii (Brandt's bat), 2934 nucleotides. Its product is annotated as spermatogenesis-associated protein 31D1-like. The record is from RefSeq and is a predicted model, not a curated record. The transcript is spliced from 3 exons. The coding region runs from base 1 to 2934 and encodes 977 amino acids. NCBI's taxonomy places the organism in Eukaryota, Metazoa, Chordata, Mammalia, Chiroptera, Vespertilionidae.